CUGCUGCUGCUGCUACUUCCAGCUGUUCUCUUUUGCCUUUUUAUAGACAUUGUAGAAAGAUGGUAGAGAGAGAAAAUGAUGAGAUUGGGUUUUUCCCAUUUUUACACAUUUCCCCUUUUAAUCAGAGUACUUAAUAUGUUUUCUUCCUUCUUUUUGAUCCCUAAUUUCCUGAUCUGCUGCUGUAGCCUGUAGCCUAGCCUAGACUAAUUGUGUGGCAUUGUAGUAAUUGAACUGGACUUUUGAGCAUGGAUUUGUGCUCAUAUUCUGCUUUCUUGGGGAGGAGUGCUGUGCACUGAUGCAUGUAUGCGAAUCUUGAAAUGAAAAACAAUGAAAGCUAUUACUAUACCUAAGAAUAUGUUCUUGCUGGAGGUGAUACUGAUCUGCAAUUUAUAUGCUGUAAUGAUUGAAGUCCAUCUGCUGGCUGUUCUUCCUGUGGAUUGCUUUGGAGGGAGUAGGAUUUGGUAUUCAGGCGCGCAUGCCGUUAAGUGACAUCGCAAAGUUUGUAAUCAGACUGUUGGAUGUGCCUCGAAAUUUGGUUAUUAGGCCCCGAUUUGUUGACAGUUUUGCGGUGCGACAAACUUUGGAAAAGAAUUUGUGAAGAGAAAAAUAGAUGUCUGCGGUUCUCCUUUUUUCAUAAACCAUUUGCUAUUCGGAUAAGCUGUGGAAGCCGUGAUGAUGUUCACACGCCGCCCACCAAUGCUCUAUGGUACAGGGACUUUGGUUAUACUGGCGGGAGGUUCGCAAACGCUACACGCCCAAGUUACAUCACACCUCCGCUUAAAACGCUUCGAUAUUUUCCAUUGUCGGAUGGCCCUGAAAAUUGUUAUUAUAUCAACAACAUUCCUAUCGGGCAUUACCAAGUUAGAACAUUCUUUGCCCUCGUGGCUGACCCAAAUCUCGACAGCGAGCCCAUUUUUGAUGUUUCUGUUGAGGGGACGCAAAUCAUUUCCUUGAAGUCUGGUUGGAGCAGCAGCGAAGAGCAGUGCUUUGCCGAUGCUCUAAUUUUUGUUCAAGAUACUUCUGCUUCGAUAUGUUUUCAUAGCACUGGACAUGGAGAUCCAUCUAUCCUUUCGAUCGAACUUCUUCAAGUUGAUGAUAACGCGUACAAUUUCGGGCCAUCGUGGGGAAAAGGAACAAUUCUCAGAACGGUCAGAAGAUGGACUUGUGGAACUGGAAAGCCGGCUUUUGACGAAGAUUUAAAUGGAACCCAAUGGGGUGGGGAUAGAUUUUGGUUGGGCGCUAAAGCUUUUUCUUCUGGCUCUGACCAAGCUAUAUCGACUGAAAACAUUAUCGCUGAAACAUCGAUGGCUCCAAAUUUUUAUGCAGAGGCCCUUUAUCAGUCGGCAAUCGUGAGCACGGAUACGCAGCCUGAUUUAUCAUUCCAAAUGGAUGUCGAUCCCAAUAAAAAUUACUCGAUAUGGCUUCACUUUGCUGAGAUUGAUGCGAGCAUAACCGGCGAACAAGAAAGAGUCUUUGAUAUCCUGAUAAAUGGUAAUAUUGUAUUCAAGAAUGUCGACAUAGUUCGAAUGGCGGGGGAAAGGUAUACUGCUCUUGUGCUGAACACAACUGUUGCUGUGAGUGGGAAGACGUUGACGAUUACCUUGCAGCCUACCCAAGGGAUGCAUGCAAUUAUUAGUGCUUUCGAAAUCUUCGAGAUUAUUUCAGCAGAAAUGACAACAUCAUCGGAUGAAGUCAGCGCAUUACAAACUCUGAAGAGCUCAUUGGGGCUUCCUCUGCGUUUUGGCUGGAAUGGCGACCCAUGUGUUCCUCAACAGCAUCCUUGGAGUGGAGUGGAUUGUCAGUUUGACAAGACUAAGGGCAAAUGGGUCAUAGAUGGACUGGGCCUUGACAACCAGGGUUUGAAGGGGUUACUACCUAGUGACAUUUCUAAGCUUCAACAUCUACAGAAUAUAAACUUGAGUGGAAACAGCAUUGGGGGGACCAUUCCAUCCUCUCUUGGUACCAUUGCUGGGUUGGAGAUACUGGAUCUAUCGUUCAACCAACUAAAUGGUUCUAUUCCUGAUAGUCUUGGCCAGCUGAAAUCAUUACAGAUACUGAAUCUCAAUGAAAAUUUUCUAUCUGGAAGCGUUCCAGCCAAUCUGGGAGGAAGACCUCUUCACAGGGCUAGUUUCAAUUUCACUGGCAAUGCAGGCCUAUGUGGAAUACCGGGGUUACCUUCAUGCGGGCCUCACCUCUCUAUCGCUGCUAAAAUUGGCAUCGCAUUCGGGUCGCUGAUUGGUCUUCUGCUCAUGGUAGUAUUUGCAGCAUGCUGGUGGAAACGAAGGCAGAACAUCCUUCGCGCUCAGAAAAUCGCAGCUGCAAGGGAAGCUCCAUAUGCAAAAGCUAAAGCUCGCACCCACUUUGCGCGUGACAUUCAGAUGGGCAAGCAUCACCGACCGCAUGAACAUUCUCGAAAUCCUGCUGAAGCUGCGCCCGUUUUGCUCUCCUAACAAGCCGCUAUAUCUGUCCAUACAUCGUCAAUCUCGAUCUCGACCUCUUAUCGACUAGAAGAAACAUAGGCAAUUAUAGUAUUCAUUGAAGAGAUCAUUCAGUAGAGUUAUGAUAAAGCCAACUGUAAAUACAAGAUUCAUUGUAUAUGCUCGUACACUCUCCCUUUGUUUUUUUCCUCGAUUGGCUUAUUUGGAGCAGUUACAACUUUUUGCCUUUUCUGUUAAAAUGUCAAUUUACUAAAACCUCCACCAUAUACUUUGUUGGUUCAUGAGAAGUGCAAAAUUCUCUUAGGACCACUUUUGUAGUUUGUACUGGAUCUCAUAUCAGUAAAGUACUUUUUGUGUGAAGUUA
Ananas comosus (pineapple) is the source of this 2802-nucleotide messenger RNA. Its product is annotated as receptor-like protein kinase At3g21340. The transcript is spliced from 9 exons. Lineage: Eukaryota; Viridiplantae; Streptophyta; Magnoliopsida; Poales; Bromeliaceae. The coding region runs from base 519 to 2450 and encodes 643 amino acids. The record is from RefSeq and is a predicted model, not a curated record. Gene Ontology annotation, molecular function: protein binding.